AAGCCCGUAGCCGCUGUCCGCUUUUGCAAGAUAACGGAGCCGUGGCGCAGGAGGGGGAAAGAGAGGGCAGUCGUCUUAUAAGCCACGGCCAUAAACAGAAGGUACCGGAGCGGGAGAAGAAAGAACGAAGAAAUCCCAGCAAAAAAGAAACAACGAAGAAGAAACCGGCGCAGCGAAGAGGGCGAGAUGAGACCGAACGUAGUCACCGAGGCUGGAUUGUCUACUAGGCUAUGUCAAUGGUGGGCUAGUGUUCCAUUCAUCACUUCUGGUGUGGUUAUAUUGUGUGGAUUAAUUUACUUGGUGUGCCUAUUGAGUGGGUAUGACUCCUUUAUCGAGAUAUGCUUCUUGCCUUCUGAAGUGGUUUCACGGUUCCAAGUCUACAGGAUUUACACGUCCGUUCUUUUUCAUGGAUCUCUGCUGCAUGUUCUUUUCAAUAUGUUGGCAUUGGUUCCUCUGGGUACAGAGUUGGAGAGAAUUAUGGGAUCCAUCCGCCUUUUGUAUUUAAUGUUCUUGCUUGCUACAACUAAUGCUAUUUUUCAUCUUAUUAUUGCUUUAGUUGUGGCCCACAUUCCUUUAUACCCUUAUCCAUUUCUGAUGAAUGAAUGUGCCAUUGGUUUUUCUGGAAUCAUAUUCUCGAUGAUCGUCAUAGAGACAAACCUAAGCGGGGUACAAUCUAGGAGUGUUUUUGGACUCUUCAGUGUCCCUGCCAAAUGGUAUGCGUGGAUCUUAUUGGUACUGUUCCAACUUCUUGCAACCAACGUUUCAUUAUUGGGACACUUGUGCGGAAUUUUAUCUGGGUUUGCAUACACUUAUGGAUUGUUCAACUACUUGCUACCCGGACCGUCUUUCUACUAUUCCAUUGAAAGCUCCUCUCUUCUAUCUGCUUGUAUACGACGUCCUGGAUUUAUUUUGUGCACUGGCGGGACUACAUAUGGUCAGCUUCCUAUGUUUUCGAAUGCAACUACAGCAUCCAGUGGUUUAAGCCCAGGAAACAUAUGGAGGAAUCUUUCUUCAUGGAUGCCACAAAGGGAGGUGUCAACCAGUCAGCCAGCACAAGACUCCAGAUUUCCUGGGAGGGGAAUGACUCUUGGCUCUGCACGAAGUCACUCAGCUACUACAGCUGAUUCUGAUAUAAGCUUGCAGGCUAGACUCCUAGAUAAUUCUGCUCCAGAUCAUCCCUUAGAAACAGCACCACCAAGCACAGAACCACGAGCAUCAAAUGGAAGGCAUUUAACUGUAGACAGUGAGAGCAUCGCUCUAUUAGCUGCACAAAAUCAGGGUGUAGAUAACUUUGAAGAAGAGCUCAAGAAACUAGUGGCAAUGGGUUUUGAGAAGACCCAGGCUGAAGUUGCCCUUGCUGCUGCUGAUGGAGAUCCUAGUGUUGCCAUUGAAAUUCUCAUGAGCCAACAGGGUUAAACAAGCAAUAGAAAGAACCACUUCGACAAGUACACCUAAAGCAGUUAAAGUUUAUGUUGUUCUAGACCCUUCACCUUGUUGAGCUUCUCUGCCAGCUCACUAGUUUACCCUUCACAACUAAUUUCACAUUGACUGAAGCUUGUUCAGCAAAUGGUGGUGAUAUUGUCUUGAAGUCAGCCUGAAAAAAGGGGAAGAGGCUUCCUCUGCAAGAAAUCACGGUAUUGUGAUCUGAUGAACUAAAUAUUUUUACUGUCAUUUGUUUGUAUUGUAUCUCAAACUUGUGCCUGUGUUGCUCCAGUUAGGGAACAUUUAACAGUGUAAAGGUUGCAAUGGAAAAUAUUUGUAUUCUCAUGUAUGAUUGUUUAGGGAUGUUCAUAUGGCAGAUAAAUAGCAUAAUUGCAGCCAAUCAAAGCUUGUAGAUUUUACAGACUA
This is a messenger RNA of Phoenix dactylifera (date palm), 1848 nucleotides long. RefSeq names its product RHOMBOID-like protein 15 (gene RBL15). Gene Ontology annotation, molecular function: protein binding; serine-type endopeptidase activity. Gene Ontology annotation, cellular component: membrane. The record is from RefSeq and is a predicted model, not a curated record. Lineage: Eukaryota; Viridiplantae; Streptophyta; Magnoliopsida; Arecales; Arecaceae.